Molecule: messenger RNA, 1080 nt
Organism: Lottia gigantea (owl limpet)
Lineage: Eukaryota; Metazoa; Mollusca; Gastropoda; Lottiidae
Exons: 6
Coding region: 1-1080 (359 amino acids)
Biological process (GO): proteolysis
Molecular function (GO): serine-type endopeptidase activity
Source: RefSeq, a predicted model, not a curated record
AUGACUAACUUUUUGUUAUAUAAAAAACUUGCAGGUACGACAGUCCCUACCACCACAACAACAACGUCAACCACAACGGUUCCAACAACCACAACAGCUCCAACAACCACAACAACUCCAACAACCACAACAGCCCCAACAACCACAACAGCUCCAACGACCACGACAGCUCCGACGACUACUGUUGCUCCACCUGAAGAGCAAUGUGGAAUUCAAAGCAAACAAGACGCAUUGUUUUCAAAAGGCCCAAUGUUACGAUUAUUGCAGAGCUCUGAUGCUGGUCAGUGUACCUUGCCGUGGAUGGUGUCAAUUAGAGGACGUAAGACAUCUUCUUCAAGCUUAACUCCGGACCAAGAUAAUACUUUUCCAUAUUGUAGUGGUGUUUUAGUGGACAAACAAUAUGUUUUAACUACAGCCGGCUGUGUGUUGUUUGCUAACUCUGCAGGCGGUGGUGGUGACCCGAUCAAAAACUUACUUCUGAUUGCUGGUGAAUAUGAUACCCAAAAUACAGACUACGGAGCAGAUUAUAAAGCAACUGAAAGCAUUUUCAAUGUAGCCGACACCAUAAUACAUCCUGGUUAUUAUAAAACAGAUGCUACUAAGUUUACUUCUUCUGAUAUUUAUGAUAAAACUGUCGAUAGAGAAUCAAACAAUCUAGCAUUAUUAAAACUGGAUCACCCAGCAGAAUUUAACAAAUGUACCCGUAAGAUUUGUUUACCAAGUGACAACAUACAGCAAAAAUCUGAUCAAUCUUGUACCGUAGCAUCUUGGGGAAACAACGUUUCUGAUAAAAUUGGCCAAGAUUUGCCUGGAAAACUACAGACAGCAGACGUAACUCUUCAACCAUCAAAUAUUGACAAUUUAAAACCAUUGACAACUACAGCUCAGUUUACGGACAACAACAACAGUGCAUGUUUGAGUGACAAUGGCGGAAUGGUAGCAUGUAAGAAUAAUAACCAGAGAUGGAUUAUCAAUGGUUUGAUUAAUCGUCCAGAAGUAUCUUUCUGUUCUCCUGGUGAAAAGUUACAAGUGACUGACGUUAGACAAGCUACAGCAUGGAUUAAACAACACAUCGCUUAA